GGAUUUAUAUACGAAACUACAUGUCGAAAAAUGACACGACAGAUCGUUAAAACCACGAACCGGCAAGUCGGGUCAAGGAAGAAGUUGCGUGUAGCGAGUCGCGAUUGUGAAUUCGCCUCUCGAAAAUUUCACGGCCAAAGCCCUGAAUCCUCUCCUACAAGACUGCAACCUCAUCAUGUCGACAUUCAAGUUCCAGCUUGAACUUCAAUUCUUCGGUCCCACAUUGAUUCUUCGCGCUUAAGCAAAUUAAGCUGGUUUACGAGACACCGAUUCAUUCAUACACGGGUUUCUACUGAUUUUUCUUCAGAUUUAUUGCUAUUAUUUCUCUUCAAUUGAAGAUGAAGAUCAACAUCGAUAGGGAGGCGCGGAAAGUUGCCGUUGAUAAUCGAAUUCCCCUCCGAAAUUACUUCCGGAUCGCCGAUAAUCUCUUAAAACAGGCUAAUAUCUAUCGGGAAGAGAAUAAUGUUGUGGAUUUGUUCAUUAUACUUCUUAGGUUUUCAAGCUUGGUUUCUGAAACUAUACCACGGCAUCGUGAUUAUCAAGCUUUUUUCCCAAAGGAGAAGAUAUACUAUAAGAAGAAACUACUGAAUGUAGUGGAUGAACUUGAGUCCCUGAAGCCUGAAUUUGAUCGCCGAGUAAAUGAACUGGAGAAAGUGUAUGGACGACCUCGUCUUCCUCUACCUGAUGAGCAGGGAAGUGUUUCAAACAGUUUGCGGCCUUCUCCUAAGGAACAGCCAUAUGCGAAUGGAAAUUAUUCGUUAAUGUUGGAUCAAAAGCAGCAUGUGAAUUCACGUCCCCAAUCUUCAUGGAGGUAUAGUGAUGACCGAGGCCAAGUUUCACAAUCAAGUUCCUUAAGGCUUGAGAAUAAGUUCUCAACAAUGUCUCUUAAUGUACCGCUUCCCAAACCCGAAACUUUAUCUAGACAUUCUAUUUUGGGACCCAGUGGUCUUCAGGGCCAAUGGAAGGGGCCAAGUACAGAUAAGAUUCAAUAUCCAAGAAAUCAGGACUUUACUCCUGAAGAUUCAAGACUGAAUCAAAGUGAACAUUGUGAUCUAGUGGCACACAAAGAUAGUGGUUCAGGCGGUGUUAUGUCAAUGAUGGAGUCAGUGCUCUCACUAGAUGAUGGUAGAUGGCCUAAUCCCGCAGACAUGUCUACUCCUCCAUUGAUAACAGAAGUAAGGGAGGAUCCUUUCCCAUUGGUCAAACAACCUUCUCCUCCUCCGGUGCUUGCUAAGGUUCAGCAGGAGUAUGCAACAAUUCCCCCAUCUAAAGUUGCAGAUCCAAGGCCUGGAGUGGCAAGGCAAUCACAGGAUGAGUCUGAAUCGUUUCAACGUUUACACAUUCCAGUAAAAAUGCUUGAUGAUUUCUUGAGAUUGGCUCGGGAAAACACAAAUAAGAACCUGGAAACUUGUGGUGUUUUAGCUGGCUCUCUGAAAAACAGGAUUUUUUACAUAUCUACGCUCAUAAUCCCAAAACAAGAAUCAACAUCAGAUUCCUGUCAGACGUUGAACGAAGAGGAAAUAUUUGAAGUUCAAGACAGAUUAUCACUUUUCCCUCUUGGUUGGAUCCAUACACACCCAUCACAAACCUGUUUCAUGUCGUCUGUGGAUUUGCACACGCAUUACUCGUACCAGAUUAUGCUACCAGAAGCAAUUGCAAUUGUCAUGGCUCCAACCGAUACGUCAAGUCCAUAUGGAAUAUUUCAUCUAUCCGAUCCAGGCGGUGUAUCAGUCAUCCGAAACUGCCAACAGCGCGGAUUUCAUCCCCACGAGGAGCCUGACGAUGGGAGUCCACUCUAUGAACACUGCUCUCAUGUUAUGAUGAAUCCAAAUGCAAAGUUUGACGUUAUCGAUCUAAGGUAAGUGUUCGAUUGUUGACUAUUUAAGGGGAACUUGUAUAGCACCCUGGAAAUAGAUAAAAAAAAAAAAAAAAAAAAAAGACACUUAACACUUCAACAACCGCUAUGUAAAUUUUGUAAUUUGCAAAUCCAAUUGAGUUACUGCCAUUGUUGCGAGACUUCGGGCGGUGGCUAUAAUAAAGCCUUUUGUUGUGCCGAAGUUCUCUAUGAUUAAGGUUUCUCUUUGUUGAAAGAAUAGCUUCAAGUUAUAUAAUGUACAUGAUAACUUCAUUUCUUUUUCA
This is a messenger RNA of Cucumis melo (muskmelon), 2139 nucleotides long. RefSeq names its product AMSH-like ubiquitin thioesterase 3. Gene Ontology annotation, cellular component: endosome; membrane. Gene Ontology annotation, biological process: protein K48-linked deubiquitination; protein K63-linked deubiquitination. Lineage: Eukaryota; Viridiplantae; Streptophyta; Magnoliopsida; Cucurbitales; Cucurbitaceae. Gene Ontology annotation, molecular function: protein binding; K63-linked deubiquitinase activity; metal-dependent deubiquitinase activity. The transcript is spliced from 14 exons. The record is from RefSeq and is a predicted model, not a curated record. The coding region runs from base 339 to 1862 and encodes 507 amino acids.